GGACGGCUCCGGACCGGGAGGCCGCGCAAGCAGCUCCGGCGAGCGGGCUGCUUGGCUGCAGGGCGCCCUCGUCUGCCCGUCCGCCCGCCCUGGAGGCGUUGCCUCGGCCGGCCCUCUCGCCGAUUGCGCGGGCACUUCCUGGCCGUCCCCGUUCCUUCCGAGCAGCCCGGCGGAGCGAAGGGGCAGCGGCAGCGGCGAGCUGGUGCCUCCCGGCCUGCUCGGAGCGGGCUGACGCGGGGAACAGAAAUGGACCCUGCACACGAUCUUCCUUCAAGCCCCGCUUAUGCCGCCCUCAGAAGAUCCCAGCUAAAUGCAGCUGGUAGUGAAAGACAAGAGGCCAUGAAGGAGAUGAAGGAGGAUCCAGAGGUGCGCUUUGAGGAACUGCUUGAAAGAGCAAAAGCCGGGGAGUCCAAAGCACAGGCAGAGGUGGGAAAGUAUUACCUGAAGCUAGCAGAAGACCGAGAUGAGGAACUGAAUAGCUGCAAAGCCGUGGAGUGGCUGCUCCUUGCAGCUAAACAGGGGCGAAGGGGAGCCGGUAAACUGCUGAAACAAUGCUUAGCAGAGCGAAGAGGCAUCACUUUGGAGAAUGAGCAAGAGGUGAAGAAGUUAGCGUCUGAAACUGAUUUGGAAAGAGUUGUGAGAAAGGCUGGCUCGGUCAUGUACUGGAAACUAAACCCAGAGAAGAAAAAGCGACUGGCUGUUUCAGAAUUAUUAGAAAAUGUCGGCCAAGUUGAUGAUGAAGGUGGUGAAAAGCAGCCUGGCCCAGUUCCAAAGUCUGUUCAGAAGCAAAGAAGAAUGCUGGAACGGCUGGUGAGCAGCGAAUCAAAGAAUUACAUUGCCUUGGAUGAUUUUGUUGAAAUAACCAAGAAGUAUGCCAAGGGGAUCAUCCCAACUAAGCUACUUGGGCAAGAUGAAGAUGACGACGAGCUGGCAGGGAAGAGUCCAGAGGAGCUUCCCCUUCGACUCAGGGUUAUCAAGUAUCCCCUUCAUGCCAUUAUGGAAAUCAAGGAGCACCUCAUAGACAUUGCAUCCAAGGCAGGAAUGCAUUGGCUGUCCACUAUUGUUCCCACGCACCACAUCAAUGCCCUCCUCUUCUUCUUCAUCAUCAGCAACCUGACAAUUGACUUUUUUGCCUUUUUCAUCCCAUUAGUCAUCUUCUAUCUCUCCUUCAUUUCCAUGGUGAUUUGCACCCUGAAAGUCUUUCAGGACAGUAAAGCUUGGGAGAACUUCCGUACCCUCACAGACUUGCUGCUUCGUUUUGAGCCAAAUCUAGAUGUUGAGGAAGCGGAAGUGAACUUUGGCUGGAACCACUUAGAGCCGUAUCUUUACUUCCUGCUGUCGGUCUUCUUUGUCAUUUUUUCUUUCCCUAUAGCUAGCAAGGACUGGAUACCCUGCUCCGAGUUGGCGACAAUCUCCAUUUUCUUCAUGGUGGCAAGCUACUUGAGUUUACCCACAAGUGCGGAAUCUUACACCCGGAGAGCACUGCUGACCGAAGUUGCCGCGGGCACGCUCUCUAUAUUGCAGGUGGUGCCAAUAAAUUUGGGGCCCCUCAAACUGUUGGGCAAAACCUUUCACAGCAUCCCUAUUGGCCACUUCUUUGUGUUCAACAUGAGCUUCCCUUGCCUUUUAUUUCUGUAUUUGUUUUAUCUGUUCUUUAGAAUGGCAAAGAUGCGGAACUUCAAGGGCACCUAUUACUACUUGGUUCCUUACUUGGUGUGUUUCAUGUGGUGUGAGCUCUCGGUGGUUAUCUUGCAGCAGUCAACUGGCAUUGGACUGAUCCGUGCUUCUGUUGGUUACUUUUUGUUCCUUUUUGCGCUUCCUGUUCUACUGAUAGGUAUUGCACUGAUGUGUCUCAUCCAUUUUGUAAAGUGGUUCAUAACACUGGAACUUGUGAAAAUUGUGGUAACCCUUGUUUUAUGCGCGAUUCCUUUGCUUUUCCGGUGGUGGACAAAGACCAGUUUCUCUGUGGUUGGAAUGGUAAAGUCCCUAUCAAAGAGUUCAAUCGUGAAACUCAUUCUGGUGUGGAUAACUGCCAUAGUGUUGUUCUGUUGGUUUUAUGUGUAUCGCUCAGAGGGGAUGAAAGUAUAUAACUCUACCUUGACGUGGAAUCAGUACGGGUUCUUGUGUGGUCCACGGGCUUGGAGGGAAACCAACAUGGCCCGUACCCAGAUCUUAUGCAGUCAUCUGGAGGGCCACAGAGUGACGUGGACCGGAAGGUUCAAAUACGUCAGAAUCACCGACAUUGACAAUAGUGCAGAAUCGGCAAUAAAUAUGCUUCCCUUUUUUAUUGGAGACUGGCUGAGAUGCUUGUAUGGUGAAACCUAUCCAGCAUGUUCCCCGGAAAACGUUACCGCUGAAGAGGAGGAGCUGUGCCACUUAAAAUACCUGGCAAAACACAAUUGCCACAUGAAGCGGUUUGACCGUUACAAAUUUGAAAUAUCUGUGGGCAUGCCUCUCAAUAGCACGAAUGGGAACAAGAUGAAGGACGAUGAGGAUGUAACCAAAGACAUUGUGCUGAAGGCAAGCAAUGAGUUCAAGAAGGUGUUGCUGAACUUGAGGCAAGGAAGCAUCAUUGAAUUCAGUACUAUUCUGGAAGGCCGGCUGGGCAGCAAGUGGCCUGUCUUCGAACUGAAAGCGAUAUCCUGCUUAAAUUGCAUGGCGAAACUUUUGCCGGCAGGAAGGCAUGUGAAAGUUGAGCACGACUGGAGAAGUACUGUUCAGAAAGCUCUCAAGUUUGCCUUUGAUUUUUUCUUUUACCCAUUUCUGUCAGUUGCAUAGUGAGUUUGAAUAGCACCAUUUGUAUUGCCAAGACCAAAGAUUUGGCUUAAAAGCUGCUGUAAUGAGGUUCAGAAUGAAUGUUAAGAGUAUUGCGUUCUGCUCUGCAGUUUUAGUCAUUCGUGUGCUGCAAUUUAAGCAAGUCACUUACAUUAUCUGCAUAUUAAAGCAUGAACAGUGUUUCUCA
Molecule: messenger RNA, 2962 nt
Organism: Eublepharis macularius
Lineage: Eukaryota; Metazoa; Chordata; Lepidosauria; Squamata; Eublepharidae
Gene: WFS1
Product: wolframin ER transmembrane glycoprotein
Exons: 8
Coding region: 247-2778 (843 amino acids)
Biological process (GO): endoplasmic reticulum unfolded protein response; calcium ion homeostasis
Cellular component (GO): endoplasmic reticulum membrane; endoplasmic reticulum
Molecular function (GO): protein binding
Source: RefSeq, a predicted model, not a curated record